Molecule: messenger RNA, 693 nt
Organism: Rhizoctonia solani
Lineage: Eukaryota; Fungi; Basidiomycota; Agaricomycetes; Cantharellales; Ceratobasidiaceae
Product: Transposon Tf2-7 polyprotein
Exons: 3
Coding region: 1-693 (230 amino acids)
Source: RefSeq, a predicted model, not a curated record
AUGUCUUGGCUCAAGUUACACAACCCUACUAUAGAAUGGACUACCAAGCUACAACUUGUUUUUUCUUCUUCUCAUAUUAUCCUGGGAAACACUGGUGGGACUGCCAACCACCUUGAAAGUGUACCAGAAGACCUAGGAGGUGCUGAGGCUCCUUAUGAGGCUCUUGAAAGUAUCCCUAGGGACCCUGGAGGUGCUGUGAAUCAUUCACUUGAAGGCAUCCCAGAGGAACUCUGUGACUAUGCAGAGGUAUUUUCUGAGGACAAGGUGACAGAGUUGCCUCCUCAUCGCUCCUAUGACUUGGAGAUAGUCCUCCAAGAUCAAACCAAACAGGUUAAAGGACCUGUCUAUCCCCUUAGACCUUCUGAUGAUGAGGAACUCAAGAGGAUCCUAAAGGAACAGCUGGACCAAGGCCUUAUCAGGCCCUCAAAAUCCCAUUACAGCUCUCCUGUGAUCUUUGUUCCCAAAAAGAAUGGCAAAAGGAGGAUGUGCAUUGACUAUCGUGCACUGAAUGCCAACACAGGUGCAAAGUGCUUUACUGCUCUGGACCUUAAAUCUGGAUAUAACCUUGUCAGAAUUAAGGAAGGAGAUGAAUGGAAAACAGCAUUCAAGACUAAAUAUGGCCUUUUUGAAUACCUGGUUAUGCCCUUUGGGCUGUGCAAUGCCCCAGCUACCUUCCAGAUCAUGAUAUCCUGA